UGGCAGGCCGUCAUGCGGAGACAUCCCCUAACAUAUUGGAAAGAUGUCUCUGGAGCAAACUGAAGAUCUGAAAGCAUUUGAGAGGCGUCUCACGGAGGUGAUUUCACAGCUUCAGCCAGCCACUGGGAGGUGGAGAUUGGUGCUAAUAGUUGUAUCAGUCUGUACUGCCACAGGAGCCUGGAACUGGCUGCUGGAUCCUGAGACAUCACAUGUAUCAUUUUUCCAGUCUCUCCUCAACCAUCCCUUCUUCACCAUCACGUGCAUCAUCUUACUUGGGCUCUUCUUGUGUGGAAUUCAUAAAAGAGUGGUGGCUCCAUCUAUCAUAGCAUCAAGAUGUCGGAUGGUACUAGCAGAUUACAAUAUGUCAUGUGAUGAUACAGGGAAACUAAUAUUAAAACCACGACCGACAGCAUGACGUCAGCUCUAAUCAAAAUGUUAGGAAAAAAGUGACUCCUUCGGGAAUUGUACAUGAACAGCGACAUAAGUAAACCCAGGCUGUUGCUAGGACAAAGUGCUCAUCUGUGUUUUCAUGAAAUAUCUGUAUAAAGACUGUCACAGUGCAAUCGAAUGGCAUAUUAUUAGCUUGAGAAAUAUGCUGUUUUAUUUAUCGUAAAGAGCACAGUGUUGCUGUUCCCUAUAGAGCAUGUUGAGGUUGGAGGAAAAACUGCCAUGUUUCUCUUCAAAAAGCGAGUUUGUUUUAUACUGCAUUGUGGUGAAAAUGGACAGCAUUAUCAUGUUGAAUCCAGUGUUGUAUAAUAAUUGUGAUGUGAAGCCUUGAUGCUUGUAUGGUGGGACAUUGCGCCACUUCAUUGUGACUGAUGUUAUAAACAUGUCCACUAAAUGUACUACUGUCAUUUGUCAGGUUAAGUAGAGAAUAAAUGAUGAACUGCA
This is a messenger RNA of Lingula anatina, 891 nucleotides long. Its product is annotated as nuclear envelope phosphatase-regulatory subunit 1. Gene Ontology annotation, cellular component: cytoplasm; Nem1-Spo7 phosphatase complex. The record is from RefSeq and is a predicted model, not a curated record. NCBI's taxonomy places the organism in Eukaryota, Metazoa, Brachiopoda, Lingulata, Lingulida, Lingulidae.